Messenger RNA from Arabidopsis thaliana (thale cress), 1023 nucleotides. RefSeq names its product Carbohydrate-binding X8 domain superfamily protein. Gene Ontology annotation, cellular component: plasma membrane; membrane. The record is from RefSeq and is marked reviewed. The coding region runs from base 255 to 761 and encodes 168 amino acids. Lineage: Eukaryota; Viridiplantae; Streptophyta; Magnoliopsida; Brassicales; Brassicaceae. The transcript is spliced from 4 exons.
AUAGCAUGAACAUUUUACAUCUCUUGAAGGCACCUUUGAUUCCUUAAGAAAUCUAGAUUCUUCUUUUCUCAUUUAAUUAUGGUCAUUGUAACAAGUAAACACACAUUACAUCUCUUGCUCAAGCCUCUCUAUCAAUUGGUCAUCAAAUUUAAAGAUCGGUGCACCGUUUUGUAAGGCUUGUUCUUAUGGUUAUGUGAUGGUCUAGAUUCUUUCUCCCAUUUAAGUACAAGUUUUCUAUAUUCAAUCAUCAAAAAAUGAGAACACAAUUUUGGAUAUUUCUACUUUUUUUGCUUCUACUAAACUUCUUCUCUCAAGCUGCAAGGCCAGUGAUGACGAUCAGACCAGAGUCACUAGUAGGGCCACAAGGGAACACGACGUUCUUGGAGGGAACAACAUGGUGCGUGGCUAGACCAGGUGCGACACAAGCUGAGCUACAAAGAGCUCUUGAUUGGGCAUGUGGGAUUGGGAGGGUAGAUUGCUCAGUCAUUGAGAGACAUGGUGAUUGUUACGAACCGGACACGAUCGUAUCGCAUGCAUCUUUUGCGUUUAAUGCAUAUUACCAAACCAAUGGGAACAAUCGCAUUGCUUGUUACUUCGGUGGAACAGCUACAUUCACCAAGAUUAACCCUAGCUACGGAAAAUGCUCCUAUGAUGCAUCCAAAUCGGAAGUCUCCACCGCAAGAUCUUUAUCAGAGUACAAAGCUCGGUGGUUGCUGCUGAUGUACAUAGGAGUUUUUUCUCUUAUUAGUCGGCGAGACUAACAUCUUUGCACCAGAAAAUUAGAUAUUUGCAUAUCAAUUGUGGUGGAAUCUUUUUCAUAGAGCAAAAUUUUCAAACUUUUUGGCUAUUGUAGCAGUUAAGCUUUGUUUUUGUUCUUACCUUUGUUCAUGGGUUUAGAAUCUAAAAGCUUUUUGAGCCUUCCUUACGUCUGACAACAACUAUCUCUUUCAUUUUCAUGUUAAAAUAUAUCUUAGUAGUACUUUAUCAAUUUCGGUAUAGCAAUGUGAUCAAAACAUUCUUACA